AUGAAACUACUAUACGUUUUAGUUUUUCUGAUUGGGGCAAGCGUGUGCUCUGCUAAAAAAGAAGAAUGCGAUGGGAAUGUUGGUGAUUUGUGGCUCGAUGUAGUCGUUGUUGUGGAUAAUUCUCAACGAGUGAAUGAAGAAUCCUUUGUGCCAAACAUACAAAAUUCCAUCAGCAACAUCUUCUUGGGAGUCUCUAUUCCACAUACUCGAGUUGGAUUUGUCACGUAUAACUCUGUAGCAACUGUUAAUGCAGAUCUUAACAAGUUCCAAUCGUACGAUGAUCUCAUGCAGGGAGUAUAUAAUAGCUUUAAUUGGGGGAACUUAUCGCCCGAAAACACAUCAUUUAUCGCAACUGGUUUGACAUCUGCCGCCAAGCUUCUACAACACCAAGGAAGUGAUUAUGGACGUGUUAACUAUCCCAAAGUGAUAAUCUUAUAUGCUUCUGCGUACAACGGAACUGGCUCGUUGGAUCCAUUACCGAUAGCAAACACAUUGAUUGCAUCCAGGAUUACUAUCAUCACAAUUGCAUUGGAUACAGAUCACAAUGGUGUCAUACAAAAACAACUUGUCUCAAUUUCAAGUUUUAAUUCGGCGUUUGAUUUGGACCCGGACAGUCCUGGCCCAGUGCAAGGUGCAUUGAUAAACGCUAAUUGUUUCUGCCCACACGGUUGGUUACAACUCUAUGAUACAUACAUCACCGGUUCCCGAAAAUAUGCUACGUGUUUCAGUUUCUUCGAUUCGCCUACUUCCUGGAAUACAGCCAAACUGGCUUGCCGUAAUCUUUGGCCCGGCAACUCUUACCUUGCGAUGGAGGACAAUGCUCUAAAACAUAACUACAUUCUAGAAGUUACUAGAAACGACCAAUCAUUCCAGCAACCUCCUUUGCAGUAUCACAUUGGAUUGAAAAUGUAUCACGGGAAUUGGAUAUGGGAUCAACCAUAUGGGCUGCCACAACAAUAUCUAGAUUGGAACGACUGGAUGCCUAAUUACCCGGUGGUUUCUUCUUCCAUGACUGCUGUCAUGAACGUGCAAAAUAGUACAUCAUCCGGAUGGCAAAACAUUGAUCCUAUAAAAGUUAGUGCGGGUUAUGUCUGUGAAGCUGUCGCAUGCAGUGUAAACAACUUCUGCGAUGCAAACUGGAAUACCAAAAAUCAAACGUAG
Messenger RNA from Caenorhabditis remanei, 1161 nucleotides. RefSeq lists its product as uncharacterized. Bases 1 to 1161 code for a protein of 386 amino acids. The record is from RefSeq and is a predicted model, not a curated record. The transcript is spliced from 4 exons. Lineage: Eukaryota; Metazoa; Nematoda; Chromadorea; Rhabditida; Rhabditidae. Gene Ontology annotation, biological process: innate immune response.